UAGGUUAAUCCUGUAAGGCCGUAGAGGUAGACGGUGUUGGGGAUAUCUGUCUUCCUCGUGUUAUACUUCUUUUUGUUCAAUACAGGGUUAGGACGCCUAGAAGACAACGAACUUUUGUAAGGAAGUCGGCGGUUUAGUUACCUAUAGUAUAAGAAAUGCUUGAAUUGUACGUUGCUUGCACUACUUAGCAGUUUUAUGAAGAUGCUGUGAUGAAAAGCAGAAAGCGAAUGUAAUGUUUCACAGAUGACAUUUUGUUAGUGUUGUUUAUUAACUCCAUCUCUUAGGUUCUUGAACAUGAAUUUACCGUUAACCCCCCUCAAUGCCACGUUGCCAAAGAACUGUGCUUCCAAGAGUGUAAAGAUGUUAGUAUCAAUAAUCCUAGUUCUUUCGUGUGCGAUUCUUUUACAAGUAGAAGCUACCCAUGUGGAGGAUAUUACUAAUCCCCAGGCUUUACUGAAGAAUAACGUGCAUGUCAAGAGGUUUUGGGGAGUGCCAGACACCGUAGCGACUGCCGGCAAACUCUUCAACUACUCUGUACCUGAAGAUGCAUUUACAGGACAGGUCGAUCGGUUCGAGGUAGUGGAAGCUAGUGAAUAUACUCUCCCGAAGUGGUUGAUGUUUGACCAGAACAGCCGUACUUUUCUUGGAGUUCCAACAUCUAAUGACCAGGGGCAGUAUUACAUCAGCGUGAAAGCUGUUGGACCACCCGAUUUAAAUGGGAACCCUUCUAUUGGGAAGGAUGUAUUCACCAUUGAAGUAGUACCAGAAUUACAACACUUCUCACAGGCUAUCCUCCUGCCUCAUCUUGGUACUGAGUUCUUCAAGUGUCCCCAAGAGGAGUCUGUUACUGUUGCAUCACUGUUUGUUGACUCCACAUUUAAUGAUCUUAGUCCUUCAGAGCGAAUAGAUGUUAUUUCCAAGUUAGCUUCAUUUGCAGGAGUAUCAGGAGAUCUUAUAAAAACAAGUCUUUUAAUGUCUGAGUGGAAGGUACAUGACAACUCUGCCAUAUUAGCUGGACCAGGAACUGUGAAAAAAAGAGGAAAGACAGGAGUGGUCUUCCAGUGGCAAGUAGGGUGUUCUGGUCAAAUCAAGCCCUCACAUACUAAUAAGAUAUCAGAGUUGGGAUGGUUGGCUGAAAAUGGAUCCUUAGAAAAUCUGCUUGGCUAUGCAAUUAUUGGCUGGAAUGUGGUUAAUCAGCAGCCAUUGCUGCUCCACAGAGAGAAGAGAGAAAUGAAUGUGAGAGGAACUCCUGUCCCAGAAGUACCAAUUCCUAGCAAAUGGCCAACCUUUUCAGAAAUGGAUGGUCCAGAAGAGCCCUCAGAGGAGACAGAAAUCCCUGAGUCACGAGUGAUUCCUACAAUGGCAUCUCCAUCUUUCACAGUACCAUCUCAUAGACAUAGGCAUCACCAUGGUGAAGAAUUCAUGAAGGUAGAAGAUGGACAUUAUAGUGGUAGUGUUGAGAUAACUCCCUCCCCAACUUAUCACUACCACCAUCUGCCCUCAAGUAGAUUUGACUCUCCAAUGAUGACACCUGUUUUUCAACCAGAAAGACCAUCAAUUUAUAUUUCUUCAUCUGUCAUUGAAGAGUUGCAGCCAAGCAGAAGCCAACUGGAAGAAAAGACCCAUCUAGACAUCUUCUCUUCAUCUUUAGUCAUGUCGGAGACAGAAGCCCUGCCAAAGCCAUCAAGAACUUUUGUUGUGUCAUCAGUAGUUGUAACUUCUGCCAUCCAGCCCACCAAAAGCUAUGCACCUGAAGAACCAACAAAAAAACCAGUUGUUCCUGUUAAUUAUAAGCCAUCACUUCAAAACCCUAUGAAGAAUUUGAAGGUCUAUGCUGGUCAGGUAUGGAGCUUCAAGAUACCUGAAGACACUUUUUCAGAUAAUGAAGAUGGGAACACAAGAAAUCUAAAACUAAUAUUCAUGACAAGAAAUAGAACAGUUUUAUCACCAUCAUUGUGGAUCCAGUUUGAUCCAGAAAAACAAAAACUGUAUGCUCUUCCUCUUGUAGGGGACAUUGGUAAACAUUAUUUUACUUUGGAAGCCAUGGAUAGUCAUGAGAUGUCUACUUUUGACCAUUUCCAGAUUGAAGUGUUGGAAAAUCCAUCACAACAUGGUCUUAAUUAUGAAUUUACAAUGACUUUGAAGUAUAAGAAAUGGAAAUACCCUACUAGCAUCGAUUGGCAAAUAGAACUGGUUCAGAAGCUUGCCCAAUUCUUUGGUGAUGAUGAUACUUCUUAUGUUUCUGUCCAAUCUGUGGCACAAGAGCCUACUUCUCUGACUUGGACAAACUUUUCCUUACCUAAUUAUCCUUGUCCACAGGAAGCUAUUCAUGAGUUAAUGAGGAAACUUGUUGCAAAUGAUAGGAGCCAUCCAACAAGACCUCUAAAGAAAGCAAUGAAGCCAGAAUUUAAUGUGCAAAAGGUUCAUGUCAACUUCCGUGGAACUUGCCAUGUACCACCGAGUCUCGUUCCUGUUAAUAAUUCUCCUGAGUUACAAAAUCCACUUGAGAACAUUAAAAUACAAGUUGGAGAAAUACUUCAGUUUAAAAUUCCAGAAGAUACCUUCUUUGAUAUUGAAGAUGGUAACACUACUUACCUUAAAUUAAUGUUUUUAACAUCUGACAACAAAGAACCUCCAAAUUCUUCUUGGAUUCAGUUUAACCCAGAAACUCAAAAUAUAUUUGGCCUUCCAUUUGAAGAAGACCUUGGGAGUCAUAUAUAUCAACUUGUUGCAGUUGAUAGGGAAGGAAAAGAGGUCAGUGAUGAUUUUUUUAUAACUGUUAACUUGCCAAUUCCGAAAGACAACAGUGUUAAAUUUAGUAUUCACAUUAAUAUGGACUAUGAGCAAUUUAACCAAGAUAUCACUCAAAAGAUACUUGUUGCUCAUAAAUUAGCUCGUGUAUUUGGCGAUUCUGACCCAAGAAACCUAACAGUUUUAUCAAUUACUAAUGGCUCAGUAGUAUAUUCCUGGACCAACAAUACUCUUCCAUCAGAACCCUGCCCAGAAGAUAUAAUACUUGAACUUACCAAACACAUGAUUGAGGAAAACAAUACAAUCUCCAAAACAUUCAUUGAGGAAAUGAGCCCAGAAUUUAAAAUUGAUCAGGUUAACAUGCACCCACAGUAUGCAUGUGAAGGCAUUUUUAGCCCUGUCUCUGUAAGUGUUGGGCUUAAACCACCCAUUGAAGAGUCAGCAGUUCCAGAUGAUGAUGAUAUUUAUAUUACUACUAUUAUCCCUGCUGUUGUCAUUGUGGUCAUGCUUAUCAUUGCAGCUAUGGUUGCUUGCUUUUUGUACCGCCGGAGGCGUAAAGGAAAAAUGAAGAUGCAGGAUAGUAGUUCUUUCAUGAGUAAAGGCAUACCCAUUAUUUUUGCAGAUGAGCUUGAUGAAAAGCCAAAACCUGCCAAAUCUCCUGCCAUUAUGAAAGAAGAAAAGCCACCUUUAUCCAGUCCCGAAAAUGGGAAGUCUGCAGAGGAAGCUGCUCAACACAUUCCUCUUCUUCCUAAAAACUCAGAAGCUAGUCCUGAUGCAGGAUCCUCCCCACCAUACCACCCACCUCCUCCCUUCACAACAAAUAGAGACAAUAAAAACACCCGACCAAAAACCACACCAACUUACAGGCAACCUCCACCGUAUGUUCCUCCAUAAUAUUUGCUUGUAGUCAUGUGCCUUAUGCCCAUCACUGUGGCAGGAAGGUCAAUUGUGAACUACAACAGAUUUGAAGUGCCAGAACUUCCAGUUGUCUUCCACACUACAGUGGUACAUCUGUUUCUGUGUUAUAGUGUAUGUCAUGAUUAAGCUUAGCUCAUAUUUCUUGUAAUCCUGAAAUCUAAGACCUUUCAAUGCUGUCACUAACUCUGAAUACAAGUUGGUCAUUUCUAGCAGUCUGUUGUGCAAGAUUUACUGUACUGUGUUCAUUGCUUCUUCUGAUUAGAGUGAAAGAGUAGAUCACUAGGUUGAAACACUAUGAAAAAAUGUAGCUAGCCUGUCUUAGGAGAAGCUAUAACUCAUCAAAGUAGAAGAUAUGUUUACUGCAGUUUGUCAAUGCAUACUCGACAAUGUUUUUGUGUAAGUGUUGACUAUGGUUCACUGUCAUUUUAGUUAUUAAUUUACUGUCUCACCAAGUGAAAAAGAUUAGUGCAUAGAUCACACUAAAACUUGUCUUUCUUUGCUAGUGGGCUCUGCAGUAAUUUUUAUUUUCAUUGUGUUACUAAUAACAUUUAUCAAAUACUUAACAUGUUUUGUUGAUUACUUAUGAAAGUUAUUGAUCAGGUAAUGUAAAAAACAACAACAUCUAAAUGAUUUAAGAACUGUAGUUCAGAAGUAUAUUUGAUCAGAAUUUUGACUAAAACUAACCUUCAUCAGUUUGUUUUGUUUUUAAAUCCAUUUUAAUACUUUGCAACUUUAAAUGUGUGGUAAUGAUAAGAAAACAGUAUAUGUUAAUGUUAUUUGUAAUAUUUUAGUUUGACUAAUGAACAGCUAACUAGCUGUGGUAUUGCUUUUAUCUAAAACAAUAAAGUUAUAAAAUGAAUCUUGUAACCAUUUUUGUUGUAACUAUCCAAUCUUGUAACUACUACUUGGUUAUUUGGAGUUGAUCUCAAAGUUUUCAGACAGGUAAGCAACUGAGAAGUGGUUAUAAUGUUGAUAUUUUUUGUGAUUGUGGAAAACGAAAAUGUUUUACUUUGAGAAAAUGCUUACUUGUGCUGCAUGUCAUUGAAUAACUUGGGAUAACAUUUAUUUAGGAUUGUAUUAUGAACUUCAGAUUUUGCUAAGAUCUCUCAGUGAAAUGUUACUGAUCAGUCAUGCAGGCAUCUUUUAAUCCCCUGUUUAUUUUCCACAAUUCUUAGCAUCUCAGAGACUCAAGAAUAACAGUUUAAUGUCGACUAGUAUUUAUUUAAAGUGACCAGUGUCAAGAAUAUUGUCAUACAGCGGGUUGUACUUGAUUGAAGUAUAGUUUUUUUCAUUCUCAAAACGCAAACAUGCAGCACAAAAUUUACUAGUGUUCUGAUGGUUUGAUACAGUGAGAUCAAGUUAGCAAGCUGUUUCCACUCUGCUUUUUUGAUUUUAAUCACAUGUUAAAUUUGAAGUUUGUCCAUUUAAUAUGAAUUGCAAAUUAAAUUUAAUAGAAAAAUCCCAUUCCAAUAACUCGCAUCAAUUAUGAAUAUGGCCCUCUUUUAUUUUCUUUCUCCACCAUCUGACUUUCCAUGGGGAAUAAAUUGGAUAGUCCUAAUUUAAUAUGUAAAAUAGCAGUUGAUUUUUUUUGUAGAUAUGGAAAAAAUUGCUUAAGAUACUUAUCAAUUUUGUGUUCUUGUUUGAAAAUAAUAAAAAUUUACAAUGAAAGGAAGUGAAAUCUUUUUACCUGAGGUACUAAAUUUUGAUUUUAAAAAAUGUACUUAUCAAAAUAUAAUCUUCAUUUAAGAAAAAAUAUUUAUUACAACUUCAAAAUAUUUUGAGUAUUUUGUAAAGAUAGCUCUUUCAUGUGUUUAACAUAAUAUUUUUCAUUUAGCUCUGAAUUUCAGUGACUGAUAUUUACAUAGAACUGUAAAAUGAAAGUGAAUUGAAAUAAUUCUUAAAUGAAACAUUUAACUGUUUUAGAUACUUGAAGUGUAUUCAUACUUCAGGAUGAGUUCAGUGGUGUAUGUUGUCUGGUGUUUUAAAGACUGGGCAGUCUGUAAAUUUAAAUUAUUUGUUUAUAGUUAUAAAGUUUUUCAAAGAUAAAAAAAAUUCUAAAAUCCAAAAAUUAAUUACAGGUGGUUUCAAAUCAAAGUUUAAUGCAAGUUAAUAGUCUAGUACAAUGAAGUCACCCAGCGGGUCAGCAGUAAAUUUACUGACUGACAGCACUGAAAUCUGGAAUUUGAUUCCCUCAGAUUGGUCAAAGCACAGAUUUCCCACUGUGUAGCUUUGUUCUAAAAAAAACGUUUAAUGAAAUAUUAGAUGUCACUAUUUUUACCAUUGUUCCUUAAUGCUAUGUUUGCAAGCAGAAGAAGUGACUUUUUUUUUUUACCUCACUAAAUGUGGCAAGCUAUUUUAAUUAUAUGUAAAGGUGCUUUUCUCAAAUUCUUCUAAUGUUUUACUGAAAUCAUAUAGCCAAAUACUGUGCAUUUAGAAUAGUAUUCAUAGUAAUCAUUAAAAAGUUAAUCUCAAAAUGAGAAUUUUAUAUGGUGCUACACUAAAUGAUUGUCUUGGUACCAUGCCUUUACCAGGUUCUUCCAGAUAAAGUUGCUGCCUUACUAUUUAUAGUAACAAGAAAGGAAAAGUUAUUUUUUUAAAUAUAAAAAAUGCGAAAUAUAAUUGAUGAUACAUUUUAUUAUGAAAUAUUGUAAGAAUAUGGCACUUCAAUAAAAAUCCACUGUUGGAAGUGCUUGAAAAACCAUUUUUAGGAAUAGUUUUUCUAAUUCUAAAUUUGUGUAAAAGGACUUUCAUAUUAGAGCAGAAGAUAUUUAAAUACAAAUCUGACUUACAAAAUUAACAUAUUACUAUUGCUAGAGAAUUACUAUAGUUUAGUGGAUAAAUAUCUGUACACUUUUAUGUUUGAAGAAGGAUUAUGAAUUUGUUUAGACAAGAUACAAAAGAUUUGUGUUUCUAAAUAGUUUUAAUAGCAUGGUUACUAUCAAAAAGUGGUAAAUGACACAGAAAUCUAUAAUGGAGAAUAAUUUAAAUGCAAUACUAUUUUAAAUACUUCAAGUAGGACAUCCAUUGUCUUUGAAUUACUUAAUGAUAUAACAGUUCAAUUCAUAAACGGCAGCUUUAUAAGGUUAUUUUUAAGUUGUUUUUUUUUCUUUUUAAAAAUUAUUUAUAUGAAGCAAGAGAUUAUAACAGGUGCCUGCCAGGUAGCUCAGUGACAAGCUUGGUUUUAUAAUAGAGAUAGCUCAUUGUGCAGCUUUAUGCUUAACAAAUCAACCCUAGUAGACAUUAUCACAGUUUAGAAAUAAUUACAUUGGUAUUGGACUAAUAAUGUAAAAAUAUGAUUUGUUUGAGCUUGCAUAACUUUUGCUGUAAUGGUAUCAUAAGUCUUCUUUUUAAAACCACCUUAAAAAGUAAAGUGAUGCAUGUUUAUUUCAUAAUUACAUUGGUAUUGGACUAAUAAUGUAAAAAUAUGAUUUGUUUGAGCUUGCAUAACUUUUGCUGUAAUGGUAUCAAUAAGUCUUCUUUUUAAAACCACCUUAAAAAGUAAAGUGAUGCAUGUUUAUUUCAUAGUGUAAAAGACUAAAGCCAAGGUGGAAGAAGAAUUAACUAAAGUACUGAAUAUUUUACAAGUGAUUGAUUUUAAGGUAGAAUUGAUAUCUUAUUUAACUAUGCUCUUGUAAUAAUUUUCUGUGGUUAAUGCAAAUAAACCUCAAGAAAGAAA
This is a messenger RNA of Limulus polyphemus (Atlantic horseshoe crab), 7345 nucleotides long. Its product is annotated as dystroglycan-like. Bases 295 to 3645 code for a protein of 1116 amino acids. Gene Ontology annotation, molecular function: laminin binding; calcium ion binding. Gene Ontology annotation, cellular component: dystroglycan complex; sarcolemma; dystrophin-associated glycoprotein complex. The record is from RefSeq and is a predicted model, not a curated record. The transcript has 4 exons. Lineage: Eukaryota; Metazoa; Arthropoda; Merostomata; Xiphosura; Limulidae. Gene Ontology annotation, biological process: morphogenesis of an epithelium; muscle attachment; nerve development.